GGACCACAAAACUGGCAGCGGCCAAGCUCACCGCAUAAAUUGUUUACGACGACAGGACUCGCGCUGCGAAGGCGCUGAUAGCUAAGAAAGUGGCUGCAAAAGUUUGCUUACCAUUGCGCCAGCUCUCGCGGAGCAAACCUCCACACACUUUUGUGGUGCAUUGCAGAGCACUGCCUUUACGGCGCCAACAAUGCGUCCACUGCGCGUAGCCGUGCUCCUUGGAAGCACGAGAGACGGUCCGCCGCGCCCGGCGAAUCUCGGCCGCCGUGUUGGCAAGUUCCUCUGCGGCGUGCUGAACGCGCGCGGCCACGAGGUCGACGUCGUCGAUCCGGUUGACGAGGCGUUACCGUCGCUCGUCAAGCCCUACUUCGCGUACGCGCCGGGUCAGGCGCCGCCCAAGCUCGAGAAGCUCAACGAGCGUCUGCUUAAUGCGGACGCGUACGUGGCCGUCACGCCCGAGUACAAUCACGCCCCGUCGCCCGCGCUUUUGAACACGAUAAAUCAUAUCGGCUCGAGCGUGAUGUCCUAUAAGCCGUCGUUGAUUUGCAGCUACAGUGCCGGACAGUGGGGCGGCGCGCGGGCCGCGGUCCUACUGCGCCCGGCUCUCAGCGAGAUGGGAUGCAUCCCGGUGAGCGCCAUGAUCCACGUGCCGAAGGCGGCCGAAGUCUUCGACGAAGCUGGGAAAUGCCUCGAGGACCACGACGAGUGGGCGGGCUACUUCGACCGCGGCGUGAGUCAGCUCGAGUGGUGGGGCGUCGCGGCGCGCAACCAUAAAGACGUCGUCGACCCGUUCGCGGCGUCGCCCGCGCUCACGACGACGCCUACCCAGCGCAACGCGCCGACGAGUCCCUGAGUGUGUCCACCUGGUGUGAUAAGAAGCAUGUAUAUCAAUCACAAA
Messenger RNA from Pelagomonas calceolata, 898 nucleotides. Lineage: Eukaryota; Pelagophyceae; Pelagomonadales; Pelagomonadaceae. The record is from the annotation of a GenBank genome assembly.